AGAAGGAUGAAGAAGAAGGGAAAACCCAAAAUAAAAGCAUCCCACUUUAAAGUUUAUUCAAUAUUCUUUCAUUUUCUUCUCUGGAACUGUAGCUGCCCAAUCUCAAAUUCCAACCUUCAAUCACACACAAAUUUUGCUCUGCUAAUUUGCCCUAUUUAAUAUAUUGGGUGAAGUGAAGUUGCAGUCAUGAAUUGAGUUUAUUUUGGUAGCUUAAUUGUCACAGUCAAGGGAAACGGGUAAAAGAUUGAGAAUGCUUUGGUGAUCUCUAGAGAGAAAAAAACAAUUAUGGUUUCAAUUGGUGAUGGUGAGGAUAUUGUGGGAAGUGAGGAGUCUAGUGUUGGUAAAGUCAAGAGUCAUGCACCUCUACACAUCUCAACAUCUCAGAGAGGUCUUAUAAAUGAAGAUAGCUCGGGGAGAGGAUCCGAUGGCGGUUUCUCCGCUAUCUCUAAAAGGCUAAGGUUUCUUAAAUUUGGCAACUUAGCGUCGCCUUCAGCUAGGUUUCAGCGGAUUGCAGAGGGGAAGGAUGAGGCUUCACGUGCUGUACCUUCUUCCGGUAGUCUCCAUAUACGUGAGCGCUUCCAUAGGAUAUUUUCGCGUAAAAUGGACUGGAAUAACCUUGUGAAAAUGGGGAAAGAAUGGAUAAGAGAUCCUAUGAAUAUGGCACUCUUUGUUUGGAUUGCAUGUGUUGCUGUUUCCGGUGCUAUCUUGUUCAUGGUCAUGAUUGGCAUGUUGAACCAUGCCCUGCCCAAGAAGUCGGAGAGGGAUGCUUGGUUUGAAGUCAAUAAUCAGAUCCUCAAUGCUUUGUUCACUCUCAUGUGUUUAUACCAGCAUCCGAAGCGAAUAUAUCACCUGGCACUACUGCUUAGGUGGAGGGAAGAAGAUAUUCUAAAGCUUCGGAAAGUUUACUGCAAACAUGGUACUUACAAACCCCACGAAUGGGCACAUAUGAUGGUGGUUGUAGCCUUGCUGAACUUAAACUGCUUUGCUCAAUACGCGUUAUGUGGUCUUAACUUGGGAUACAAGAGGUCGGAGCGACCUGCCAUUGGUGUUGGAAUAUGUAUCUCGUUCGCAAUUGGUGCCCCUGCAGUUGCUGGAGUGUACACUAUGCUUAGCCCUCUUGGGAAAGAUUACGAGACUCAGUCAGAUGAGGAAAUGCAAAUUCCAGUUACGACCGAGGAUAGUAGUAGCAGAGACCAAUCUAGGAGAGAAUCGCUAGAAAAGAGAUUCUCGUUUGCGAUGAGAGACGAUGGAAGAACACUGGAGACGAGACCAAGUUGGAGUGGAGGCAUUCUUGAUUUUUGGGAUGACAUUUCUUUAGCUUACCUUUCACUGUUCUGUAGCUUCUGUGUUUUCGGAUGGAAUAUGGAGAGGCUCGGGUUUGGCAAUAUGUACGUCCACAUCGCAACUUUUCUUCUGUUUUGUAUGGCUCCCUUUUGGAUAUUCAACCUGGCUGCUGUUAAUAUUGAUAACGAGACCGUUAGGGAGGCAUUAGGCAUCACCGGGAUAUUCCUCUGUGUUUUUGGUCUACUCUACGGUGGGUUUUGGAGAAUUCAGAUGAGAAAGAGAUUUAAUCUGCCUCCUUCGAAAUUCUGCUGUGGCAAACCAGCUGUGACCGACUGUGCCAUGUGGCUUUUCUGCUGUUGGUGCUCGUUGGCUCAGGAAGUAAGAACUGGGAAUGCAUAUGAAAUCGUGGAAGACAAGUUUUACAAGAAGAACUGCGAGCAUAUGCCUAUGUCCCCAUUGAAUCGCGAGGGUGGUGAGUUCCGAUCUCAUCCCACUUCACCGUUAGGGAACAACAUCCCAUCUCCAUCCCGUGUUACAAAGGGCAACUCGCCUAGUCCCAGCCGAUUAUCCAAGGAGUACAACAGCCCCGGGAGGCAGCUCGCGUUUAUUGAAGAAGAAUCUUCUGCGAGAGUUGAGGAUGAAACAAUGACAGCACCAACAAUCUCAGUUAUUCGACGAGAAGAUGAUUAGCUCAGCGCAAGUUUUGGAAUCGUCAGGUAACACUGUAAUAUUGAUACAUGUAGCUUAAGUGUUGAGAAUUCUUUUAUUUGGAGAUAUAUUGCUCUGUUAUUGUGUGA
Molecule: messenger RNA, 2081 nt
Organism: Salvia hispanica
Lineage: Eukaryota; Viridiplantae; Streptophyta; Magnoliopsida; Lamiales; Lamiaceae
Biological process (GO): sesquiterpene biosynthetic process
Molecular function (GO): cyclase activity
Source: RefSeq, a predicted model, not a curated record